AUGGAUUGUAUGGAAUGGGGUAAAAGAUCACGGAAAACUGGUUGGGUACCGACAAGGUCGAUUCAGAAAGAUGAGCAUAGUAUGGAAAAUAUUGAUGAAUUCUUUAAUGUUACAGAGACAAGCGGCCUCAUGGAGUCCCCUGUAAAGAACACACUUACACACUCUCGAGAGAAUGUGUUGCGACAGUAUACACCAGCAGAAAUGAAUAAACAAAAGAUGACUACAUAUUCGAAGCCCUCUGUAAAAGAUCCAUCGCAGAGUUUUGAAAUCCCUCAACUCAAUCUUACAACCGAACUUAAACUUGAUAAAAGUACAGAUAACAAUGAUAAACAAUCAUAUGAGACGAACUAUAAUUUAGAAUCUGAAAAUGAGAUUUCUUUAGAUGACGCAGACGGUAAAUCUAAAGGUUCAAUUAAUAUUCCAGAUCUAAGGUCUAGUAGGAGCUCAGAUAUACCUCAAUCGGAUACUUCAUUCAAUACUUCUGAGAAUGCCUUGUUAGAGGAAGAAAUUCAGGCCAGAAAUCCAGAAAUUGCCUCUGGUAAUAUAUUCGAUGCUGUCUCAGAAGAUAUUGAAAUUGUUCACAAUGAUUCGGUAGACGAGGAAUAUAAUUCAAGAGAUUUUAUACGGCCUACAGGUCGCAUUAGGAAAUCCAAAAGAAUUAGAAUACCGAAGCUUGAUUACUGGAGGAACGAAAGAAUUGUGUAUAAAAGAAAUAACUCGCAACAGGCACUUGACAUUGAAAAAAUUAUCACUUUUGCAGAACAGGAACAGAAAAAAACAAAUAAGAAGAGAUCAACAGAAAAAUCAAAUAAUAAUCACAAUUCAAAAAGGGGAUGCUUUAGUCCUAAAAAUAUUUCUUUAAAUCAUGAUACAGCCGCUCAGUGGCUAAAUGAUGGUAUCUUUAAUGUUAAAUUCCAAAAUGGUUCCGCCAAAUCUGAGGCAGCCAGCACUGUCAUAGCCAUGGCACCAGAGUUCCAACAGGUUAGAAAAACAAAAAAUUCCCGGUUUAAUAGUUACUCUAUCGACACACUUUUUGAUGAUCAAAGUAAUUUUUCAAGUGGGAACCUAACCUUUCCUAAAAAUGGCAUUAAAUCAGAAGAUAAUACGGGAGGAUGUUUUGUUACAUUCCAUGUUACAAAAGGUAGUUUGAAGGCUUGGAUUGAUGGGCAAUCGUUUAUAUGCCCUACAGGUACAACAUUCCAGAUUCCAGCAUUUAAAAGUUACAAGUUCGAAAAUAUAAGUGAUAAAGAAACCACCCUAUUUUUCGUUCAAGUUAUCUCCCAAAAUAAUGUCCCUCCUCCAGAGGAGGAUACUCUCGAUUACUCAUCUGAUAAUAUAUAA
Molecule: messenger RNA, 1341 nt
Organism: Maudiozyma saulgeensis
Lineage: Eukaryota; Fungi; Ascomycota; Saccharomycetes; Saccharomycetales; Saccharomycetaceae
Source: the annotation of a GenBank genome assembly